Dicrocoelium dendriticum is the source of this 1271-nucleotide messenger RNA. The record is from the annotation of a GenBank genome assembly. NCBI's taxonomy places the organism in Eukaryota, Metazoa, Platyhelminthes, Trematoda, Plagiorchiida, Dicrocoeliidae.
GCCCCCUUGAUCUAAUACGACCCACGUACGCCCCACACAGCCCUCGGAACCCUCGACCGGACGCAUAUUACAAUCCUCAUUCACCUGCAGGUUGAUGCGCGGAAAACGCUCGCAUAAGGGGAAAAUUCGAUCGUUCACUGCCCCGGAGGAGAUUGAUCGACAAGCCGGGCGUACCGGUGAUAAUUGUGAAGUAGAUGAACCCGAUACCUCCGCUUCUCGAUCCCUUGCAGCAGAGUCGAGCGAAGGAGAAGAGUCACGUCACAAAGGUAUUAGCCAUCUAAUCGAAGUGUGCAACCCCAAUGUCGAAGGGGCAAGUGUUCGAGAAGGACCUUCACGGAAAGAGGCUGAGUUGCUGGCGAAGGCAACAGCUGGUCCCUUGUCUUCAAAGUCCGAAGUGGAGUUAGCCAACGACUUGGCGCGACUUGCUCUUAUCCGUAAAGAGCGCGAACAAGCAGCGUUGAAGCGAGAGCAAGAGAGGCAAGCCCGUGAGGCGUCGCGUGAAGCUGCUGCUCAAAGAGCUCAAGCCAAGGUGCAAGCGCUCCGCAAUCAAAAAAGGAAACCGGGUCAGAAAACUGCAGGCUCCUCAAAUAAACUCAAACCUGUGGUCACGGGGACAGAAGCCGAAGUGAAGACUCCCAUUACACUCCCUGAAUCCGCGUGACUCAUUUGCUUGGCAAGUAUCCCAUUGAUGGCAGCUGAUCUCUGUGAGCUUGUGUAUACACAGCAGAGUACUGUGUUAGGAUCCUCAGCAAUUUGCUUCAACCAACUUCCCCGGCCUUUCAUUGAAGCCAUCACUUUUAUUUUUCUACCCAUUCGUCGUUCCCUGCAGCACGUGUUGUUGUUCUUACCCCCAUUCUCUUUCACUGGCAAUAACACCGCUUCUUUCUUAAGUAUGCUUGCUUUCUGCCAAACUUUCCAACGUUUUCCAAACCGUGGAUCACUUAAUGACGACCUCUUCCUUCACUGUUUCUGAGUUUCUGCAUCGUUAAUUCGUUUACUUGAUAACCCUACAUUGGCUCGCUUUAGCCUGUACACUUUUCAUCUGGCCUAACUAUUGUGUUUUUUCCUAGUACAAAGAGGGAAAUGUGGAUUCACUGAUUUAAUCUGUUUACAAUUCACAUAACCACUGCUAUUUCGGCAAUUCCUCUGACCGACUCCGUGUGUCCUAUCCAGGCUAAUAACACGCAUCUACCCAACGAUUUUUUCCAUCAAUUUAUUUAUGUAUUUUGGCUGUUAUCAUCUUGAUGCUUCGCUAAACCAUUUGAGGUGUU